Molecule: messenger RNA, 2811 nt
Organism: Hypoxylon trugodes
Lineage: Eukaryota; Fungi; Ascomycota; Sordariomycetes; Xylariales; Hypoxylaceae
Product: heat shock protein Hsp88
Exons: 6
Coding region: 273-2423 (716 amino acids)
Biological process (GO): protein folding
Cellular component (GO): nucleus; cytosol
Molecular function (GO): ATP-dependent protein folding chaperone; ATP binding
Source: RefSeq, a predicted model, not a curated record
CUUUUUUUUUCUAAGGUCAGAAUCUUUUUUUUUCCUUUGCGGCAAACACGACAUUCCAACCAAACCACCAUCGGAAUUCUCGUUUCUCUCUCUGUCUAGUACACUGAGGCCGUAUUUGACGAAAUUAAAUUUUGCCUUCGCCAGAAUCGAUCAAAAAACUCGUAAUUCUAAUCCGGCUUAAGGUAACGGCUCACGACGUUUCCUGACAUCCCCGCAGUCAAACAUCACUUUUAUUUGUUUACCAUAAGUCUUGUUCCGCACAUCCCACCAAGAUGAGUGUAGUUGGCGUCGAUUUCGGAACCCUGAACACUGUUAUAGCAGUCGCCAGGAAUCGAGGUGUUGAUGUCAUCACCAACGAAGUCUCGAACCGAGCCACACCGUCGCUAGUUGGUUUUGGGCCCAAAUCUCGAUAUCUCGGCGAACCCGCGAAGACCCAAGAGAUCUCUAAUCUCAAGAACACCGUUAGCUCGCUAAAGCGCCUGGCCGGACGAACCGCCACAGACCCCGACAUCCAAAUCGAGCAACAAUAUGUCUCUGCUCCCCUCGUCGACGUCGGUGGCCAGGUCGGCGCCGAGGUCUCCUACUUGGGCAAGAAAGAAAAGUUCUCCGCUACACAGUUAAUCGCUAUGUACCUGAGCAAGAUUAAGCAGACGACUCAAAAUGAGUUGAGGCUGCCUGUAUCAGACCUCGUCAUCAGUGUACCUGCGUGGUUCACCGAUGUCCAGCGAAGAAGUCUUCUCGACGCGGCUGAGAUUGCUGGUCUCAAGCUCCUCCGUGUGAUGAACGACACAACUGCCGCUGCCCUCGGCUACGGUAUCACAAAGCUAGAUCUCCCCGCUGCCGAGGAGAAGCCUCGCCGAGUAGCAUUCAUCGAUAUCGGUCAUGCCGAUUAUUCCUGCUCUAUUGUUGAAUUUAAGAAGGGUGAGCUCAGCGUCAAGUCGACAACCUACGACCGCCAUUUCGGUGGCCGAGACUUCAACCUGGCCUUGGUAAACCACUUCCACAAGGAGUUCAAGGGCAAGUAUCGGAUCGAUAUCACUACUAACCCCAAGGCUAUGGUCCGUGUCGAGGCCGCCGCCGAGAAGCUGAAGAAGAUUCUAUCUGCCAACCAACAGGCUCCCAUGAACAUUGAGUCGCUGAUGAACGAUAUCGAUGUCACGGCUAUGAUCACGCGACAGGAGUUCGAGGCUCUCAUUGAGCCGCUGCUAAACCGUGCCACGGUGCCCCUGGAGCAGGCUCUCGCCGAAGCUAAACUUGGAAAGGAAGACAUCGACGUGAUCGAACUGGUUGGUGGUUGCACCCGUGUCCCCGCUCUCAAGGAGCGUAUCCAGGCUUUCUUCGGAAAGCAACUCUCCUUCACCCUCAACCAAGACGAGGCUGUUGCUCGAGGUUGUGCUUUCAGCUGCGCCAUUCUCUCUCCCGUCUUCAAGGUCCGAGAUUUCGCUGUCCAAGAUAUCGUAAACUACCCCAUUGAAUUCUCUUGGGAGAAGGAUGUGGACAUCCCAGAUGAGGAUACAAGCCUCACGGUCUUUAACAGAGGCAAUGUUCUUCCUUCGACUAAGAUAUUGACAUUCUACCGAAAGCAAGCGUUCGACUUGGAAGCUAGGUACGCCAAGCCCGAGGAGUUGCCCGGCAAAGUUUCGCCCUUCAUUGGACGAUUCUCCGUCAAGGGUGUCAAGGCUGACCCCAAGACUGAAUUCAUGAUCUGCAAGCUCAAGGCUAGGGUAAACAUUCACGGUGUCCUUAAUGUGGAGAGUGGAUACUACGUCGAGGACCAAGAAGUCGAGGAGGAAGUUAAGGAUGAGAAGGAUGGCGAGAAGAAGGAUCCUGACGCAAUGGAGACCGAUGACAAGAAGGAAGGCCAGCCUAAGACUCGAAAAGUUAAGAAGCAGGUCCGUAAGGGUGAUCUACCGAUCGUUGCCGGCACAACAUCUCUAGACGGAACCACCAAGAACGACCUUAUCGAGAAGGAGGCGAAUAUGCUUGCGGAAGACAAACUUGUCGCCGACACCGAAGAGAAGAAGAAUGAGUUGGAGACGUACAUCUACGACAUGCGUAACAAGCUGGAUGACCAGUUCGCCGACUUCGCUAGCGAGGAAGAGAAAGACAAGCUAAGAUCUAAGCUAACGGAAAGCGAGGAUUGGUUAUACGAGGAAGGUGAAGAUGCUACCAAGGCUAUCUACAUCGCCAAGAUGGACGAGAUUCGAGCUAUGGCCGGUCCCAUCACGCAACGUUACUUCGACAAGGUAGAAGCAGACCGACAAGCCAUUCAAGCUAAGCUUGAUGCCGAAGCCGCCGCUAAGAAGGCCGCCGAGGAGGAAGCCCGAAAGGCUGCAGAGGCUGAGAAGGGUGACGCCCCUAAGGACGAAGAAAUGACAGAUGCCGAGGCGGCUAAACCUGAGGUUGAAGAGCCUCAGUCGUAAAGGCUCAUAGAUCCAGUCUUUUCAAUACGACAGCUCACGCAGUCGACAUGAUGACAAAAUUCUCUUGACGAUCAGAUGCAUACCCUAGGCAUAAAACGGACGAUGAUUGUGCGCAUGAAGAGAAGACAAACAGAAAUAAAAAGAAAAUCAAAACCGUAAUGAUUGUAUGGUAGGAGGAAAGGGUAAGGGGGGCAAAUCUGGCGGACACCGGAACUAGGCAUCGUUCAAGGGGGGGUCCUUCAUCAUCAAAUCAUUCAUCAUUUUGCGGUGAUUCAUGACGAAUAGAAUUUUUGUUGUCUCGUUUGCGAACCGGAAAGGGGAAUAGGGGUUAUGACUCUAGCAGUGAGCAGAACUUUAGAUAGACCAGAAAUGAAGGUUAUUUGAUGAA